UUUGAUGUUUGACGUUUCUCGACGCUUUUAAAUAAUACAUAACCUAAAAGUUGAAUUGUUUAUUUUGUAGAAAAUAACACGAAAUUUUCCUGAUAGUUCUUAACGCCGCUACUAAAAUCAAUGAUAAAGAUCUAAAAAAUUAGUAUCAGUAUAAUUUAGUGCUAUCUUCGUACGUGUUAAUCGAUAUGUUUCAUUAUUUAAAUUUUUCUUAUUUUUUAGGCAAAGAUUUUUUAUCGGAAGUAGUUUCCUUGUUCAAUUGUUUGUAUUCAAUUAAUAGUGUAAUUUGUGAAUAGUUAAAUAUAUAUAUAUAAGUUCUAUAAAGGGAGUAGUUAUCGUGUUGUGAUAGUGAACCUAACAAAUUGGCGGGAAGGCUCUAAUAACGAGUACAGAACCGAUUUUGAUGAAAAGUAAGAGAGGAGUAUACAUUCUACUACACAAAGGCUUCAAGUUUACGAAACGAUCUAGGUCCAAGUUGGGCACAGUAUGGAAGUGCAAAGCCAGCACGUCGCACCAGUGCAAUGCUUCACUGACCACGGAUCCAAAUCUGAAAAUCUUGCUGUCGACAGGAGAUCACGACCACGGAAAGCCCGUCAUAGAGUCUAAACCUAAAAAUGCUAACUGUACAGACCCAAUUUUAAUGAAAAGUGAUAAGAGAGGAGUACACGUUCUAUUAUACAAAGGCUUCAAGUUUACAAAACGAUCUAGGUCCAAGCUAGGCGUAGUAUGGAAGUGCAAAGCGAGCAAACUGUACCAGUGCAAUGCUUCUGUGACCACUGAUGCAAACUUAAAAGUUGUGCUGUCUACAGGAGAGCACGAUCACAGAAAGCCUGCCGUCGAGUCUAAACCUAAACGUGCCAACUCUGCAGAUCUAAUUUUAAACGAAACUAAUUUUGCAGAUUCGUAUUCAAAUUUUAAAGAUCCAAUUUUAAUAAAAAAUGACAAAAAAGGCGUAUAUGUUCUAGUUUACGAAGGCUACCAGUUUACAAGGCGAGCUAAGUCCAAGCAGGGUACAGUAUGGAAGUGUAUAUCGAGCAAAUCUGACCAGUGUAAUGUCACUAUGACUACGGAUCCAAAUCUAAAAAUUGUGUCGUUGAUAGGAAGUCAUGACCAUUCCAAACCCGUCAUUGAAUCUAAACCUAAACAUGUUUAUUUUGAGACUCCCUGAUAAUACUUACUAUGUAUCACUCGCGAAUCAUAGGUAGCUAAACAAUAAUAAACUGUCUAACAAGUAGGUAACCCUCUUAGUGAGCAAUAAUUUCAAUAGCAACUAAAAUAAUGCAAUCUAUUCUCUAAUUAGUAGUUUAGACAUAAAAUACCUAGUAUUUUACGUCUAAACGUUAACUCGCAAGCGUCUUCAAAAAAAUUUAUAUGACCCAUUAUUUCCCACGGAAAGACAAGCAUGCAAACAUUUACAAACCUCGCAAUAACUAAAUCUGAAGUGGCAACAUGACCAGUUUGCAUUGUUCAUUGAAGGAUUAAAUAGUACACAAUCCCGGUUGACAUCAGUUUUUGUUCAAUGCAUAGUCAGUCGUCGCCUCAUGUUUUGUCGUCCAUCAUACUGUAGUCUAUGGUAGCCUUUAAAAUCGAACUAUUUGGUUGUCCCAAUAACAUGAUAAGCGACUAUGGUAGCGCAUCCUAUGAAUUAGGUAUACUGUAGUUUCUGGAUAUUGACAUUAUAGUAAUAACUCAUUAGCUAUAAGAUUAGUCUAUAAGUAGUCAUUAUAAAUGCGGAAGGGUGUCUGUCUGUUUAUUUAGGUGCCUGUUUCCUUUUCACGGCUGAACCGCUGAAUAGACCUUGACAAAAGGUAUAAUUAUAGUCUGAAGACGAAUUGAAAAUCAAAGAUUUCUCAUGGAAUAUCAAUAAAACAAAAUCCACGAGUAUAAAAUCGCGGGCAUAAGCUAUUAAUAAAUCAGGUAAGUGAACCUAAUUUGUGUAAGCAUAAUGUGGAGGUUAUUAGGAUAUAGUUAUUUUCUUAUUUUUUUAAUAAUAGUUUUAACACCCGUUAUUAAUGGCACUCUUUAUUAUGUUGACGUACCUAAUACACAAAUGUUAUAUUACUUUUGAGACUUUAAGUUAGAUAUAAUUUUAGCAAGUUAAGAUAAUAUAGAUUAAGGACUCUAAUUUUAUAUAACAUGUAGCUCAAAAAAAAAAUUUAAGUAAUAGUCAUUGUUAUGUACCUAUUUGUCAAAUAUCGUGAGUCAUUAUUUAAUUUGUAAAUCAAAAUUUUUACGGUUUUGAAAUUUUUAUUAAAAUACUAGCGGAUACAUACGCGCGUGCUACUACGCUACAAAAAUAUUGUGCCUAAUGCAUUGUUUUAGUUGUCCUUAAACCAUCUUCACAUUAUUGCCUUUCGAAAAAAACCGGUUUAAAGCACACGGACAGGUAGAAUCAUUUUUAGUGUUUUUUAUUUUUUUAAAGAUUAUAUUAUAAAAGAGAUAAUAGAACAUACUUUAAAAUCCAAGUGGACUAUUGCAAUUUUUUAGCUGACCAGCAAUUAUCGCAUAAAACAAGCUUGUGUUAUAAUGUCUACCUCCUCAGUUCAGAGUAUUUAUAGUUUUAGCAUAUUAUUUUCUUAGAUUAGAUGUCCCAGCUUCAUUUAGUCAUAAUUACUUGAUAAUUUUAUUAAUAAAUACUUAAUUUUUCAAAUAAAGAGAUAGUACAUAAAAUUGCCUUUGAAUUAACGUUCUUCGGUCAAG
Molecule: messenger RNA, 2697 nt
Organism: Maniola jurtina (meadow brown)
Lineage: Eukaryota; Metazoa; Arthropoda; Insecta; Lepidoptera; Nymphalidae
Exons: 2
Coding region: 401-1165 (254 amino acids)
Source: RefSeq, a predicted model, not a curated record